CCAUAGUUUUGAAUAGGAGUUCGCGUGUGUUCAGCUGAGCCGGUGGCAAAGUCUCAAGACGCUUUUGCAGUACUAUUCGCCGUUCAAAUAACACGAUGGCCAACGUCGACGGAUCGCAUUCACAUUCACCGCCGUCAAAAAUCGCACGGCCACCUCGUCAGCACGACAUGUCGGCCAACACGACCAUACCGGUCGCGUCGUCGCUCGCCGGCAGACAACAACAGCAGAGGCGACGCAGACGACGUGCCGGCGGCGAACUUCGUCCGUCGACGCCGGCCGGCCGUCCGGACGGGUCUUCUUGGCCGCCGGACGCCACCGCCUCGGCGGCCACCGGACAUAACGGCGGCGUCUCCGACCGGACACCGCUUUUGCUGGACGACGAAGACGACUUUUAUUACGAGUACGACGAUGCCGGCGCCAGAUCUUUGGACGGGUUGGUCGAUAAUCCUAAGUACGGUUCCGUUAAUGAGGACGUGUUCAUGGGCACACCACCGAUGAACGGCACUGGAGCGCCUUUCAACCGGCAAGCGUCCAUCGGUUCCACCGGCAAACAGCUGGUCUAUUGCAUACACGGAAAACCGUCGGGCUGUUGUGCCACUCUAGUGUCCACACCCGAUGACCAGAAUGCCAACCAUGAGAAACCAGAUCCGUCCGACCCUAAGUCGCCAAUCACCAUAUUCAAUGAACACUGUCAUCCGUACCGAGAGAGCACGUCGGACCAUCAGAAGGCCCGGCGGAAACUCAUAUUCGCCAGCGCACUAUGUCUGUUCUUCAUGGUCGGAGAAGCGAUCGGAGGAUACAUGUCGAGCAGUUUGGCCAUAGCCACGGACGCCUCUCACCUUCUCACCGACUUUGCCAGUUUCAUGAUUUCGCUGUUUGCCAUUUGGGUGGCUUCCAGACCGGCCACGCAGUCCAUGCCUUUCGGAUGGUACAGGGCCGAAGUGUUGGGAGCACUGACUUCGGUGCUGCUCAUCUGGGUGGUCACCGGCAUACUGUUGUACUUGGCCGUCGAACGGAUCAGUAACAUGUCGUACACCAUUGACGCCAACAUCAUGCUGAUCACGUCCAUCGUCGGGCUGUGCGUCAAUCUAGUCAUGGGGUUGACGCUUCAUCAGCACUCGCACUCGCACGACCACGGAUCACACAGUCACGGGGAACAAGGCGCGAGCCGGUCCAACAUAAACGUUAGGGCCGCAUACAUUCACGUUCUCGGCGACGUCAUCCAGAGCCUUGGAGUUCUGGUGGCCGCGGCCGUUAUUUACUAUAGACCCGACUGGAAAAUCGUCGACCCGAUAUGUACGUUUAUGUUUUCCAUUUUGGUGUUGAUCACCACAUUCAACAUACUCCGGGACACGAUGAUUGUGUUGAUGGAAGGCAUGCCCAAGGGCGUUAACUUCGUGGACGUGCUGGAGACGUUCAUGAGCAUCGACGGCGUGGUCCGAGUGCAUAACCUUAGGGUUUGGGCCCUCAGUCCGGACAAAAUAGCCUUGGCCGCUCAUCUGGCAGUCAAACCCGGCGUGAGCACAACGACGGUGCUAAAGGAGGCUUCGCGGCGAAUGUAUAAGAAGUACAACUUUUUCGAUUGUACGCUGCAGAUCGAAGAGUUUGACGUUCAGAUGGAAAACUGUUUGCAAUGUCAACCGCCAAAGUGUUAAAGGGGAAACGCUGCCGCAGCCAUCGUACCCACCGCCCACCACGGCUUCUGCCUUUGAAGCUUUUAGCCGUCCAGCCUGCAUUAACACAAUAUACGAUUGCUUUGCGCUCUCCCCCACCGACUCUGCUCCCCCCUCCUGUCCACCAACUCCCAAGUUGUGAUCUCUGUACACACGAUACGUUUUUAUUUUUUUUAAUUAUUAUGUCGUUUGUAAUAUUUUUAGUAGUUAAGUAAAAAAAAAAAACGAAACAAAAUAAUAAUUAUCGUCGGUUGGCUAUCUCUGGCUCUGCUAGAAUGCGAUAAUAUUAUUAUUUUUUUUUUAAAUUAAAUUAAAUUUCUACUGUAAUAUUAAUUGUAAAUGUAUACUAUGUUAUAUUUAUAUAUUUAUAUUAUAUAAAUGUAAUAAUAUAAAUGGAUUUUUUAUACCGUAUACGUACAGCUGCCAUAACUGGCAUCGAGUCGAUCCACGUGAAUUAUAUUUGAAAUGAUUUUUUUUUUUUAUAAUUCUGAAUUUAUUUUUGUUCACCUAUAUUGUACACUGAAACCGCAGUCGUUCCAUCGUUUCAUAUUACAGUUCAAUGGUGUGUCGAUCGAUUCAUUAUUUUGCAGAUAACCGUUAACUUUACCAUUUUCAAUAGUUUGUAAGACGUUUAACUUUUAUAACAUCAGCUGUUAAUCGUUGUACACUCAACCGACCUAUAUAAUUUUUUCCCUACGGUGCCAUAAACAUUUUAUAUUAAGUACAUAAUACAUACUGUAUGAAGAAAAUAGACCGUUGAGUUAUUUGUAUUUUUUUUUUUUAAACUGUUGGUAUGAUUUUUCUAGUUACGAGUCUAUGUUUUAUUAUGUUUACAACGUAUUAGUUAUUAUAUUAAAUAAAUUAUUUUAUUAUGAACGUGUAAAAAUGUGUUGGAAAAUGAUUUUCUCUUUCAUAUUAUGUGUGUAGUUUACCGAGUUCUAAUCUUUAUUAUAAAUUAUAUUUAGGUAUUUUAUACAUUAUGUACAUAUAUUAUUGUUUUU
This is a messenger RNA of Adelges cooleyi (spruce gall adelgid), 2674 nucleotides long. Its product is annotated as zinc transporter 2-like. Gene Ontology annotation, cellular component: plasma membrane. The record is from RefSeq and is a predicted model, not a curated record. Lineage: Eukaryota; Metazoa; Arthropoda; Insecta; Hemiptera; Adelgidae. Gene Ontology annotation, biological process: response to zinc ion; zinc ion transmembrane transport. Gene Ontology annotation, molecular function: zinc ion transmembrane transporter activity. Bases 96 to 1655 code for a protein of 519 amino acids. The transcript has 8 exons.